AUAUAGCACUAUAUAGUUAAAUACAUACAUUCCCCUCUCUUAAAAUGUCGAACAUCCAAAACGACGCAGUAUUCUUGAUAAAAGAUGUAAAACCCGGAUUGAAAAAUUUAAAUAUCAUCUUUAUUGUUUUGGAAAUAGGUCGGGUGACCAAGACCAAGGAUGGCCAUGAGGUGCGGUCGUGCAAGGUGGCCGACAAAACUGGCAGCAUCACUAUCUCUGUCUGGGAUGAGCUGGGCAGCCUCAUCCAGCCCGGUGACAUCAUCCGCCUAACACGGGGGUAUGCCUCUAUCUGGAAGGGCUGUUUGACACUUUACACUGGAAGAGGAGGGGACCUACAGAAGAUUGGAGAGUUCUGCAUGGUCUACUCAGAAGUCCCAAACUUCAGUGAGCCAAACCCAGAACUGCUUGCCCAGGCCAACUUGCAGAAUAAGACCGGGAAAGCAGAACAACGGGGUGACUGUCCAAACAAUCAGAAUUCAGGUACCACUGCACAGACAGGUAAUGGUUCGUUGCAGACCUACUCCACUAACAGUUCCUCCCCUGCUCCCCGGGACCCUGCCUUGGGGGGAUUGGGACGGGCUAAUGGCCGUCUUCCAGGGAAUGGUGCCCCCCAAGUGCCUGUAGGGGGAACCCCUAUGGGGUCCAAACCCUCCGUCUCAAUCAGCAACGGUCGGGAUCCUCGACGUGCUUCCAAGAGAUGACACACCAAAACCUGUCCCCUGACCACACCUUCCCCGGGAAUGCACAGUUUUUUUUUUAAUUUAUUUUUUUGCCCCUCCCCCUUUUGCCCCCACACCUAGUGCCAGUGUUUAACUACCGUCCCCUAACCCCAGGCCUGAACCCGUCGUGUAUUAAAACCAUACGCUCUACUUGAACACUUGUUGCACUUUCUUCGUAAUUUAUAAGGAGCGUCAGUCAUUGCUGUAACUUCAGGAAUGUCGGUCUGCUUUAUUCAGAUGCCAGUCUGUGCAUUGUUGGGUUCCGCCUUCCAGCCCUGCUGCUCACGAUUACCGCCGGUUCCCUUUUUGACCAAAAUGUAUCAUAAGUGACUGUGUGAAAGGUGGUAGUUUGAUAUUCACAGGUAGGCUAAUUUAAUUUGUUUGACAUGACAAUAAAAUGAAUAAAACCCCUAA
Messenger RNA from Brienomyrus brachyistius, 1133 nucleotides. RefSeq names its product nucleic acid binding protein 1a (gene nabp1a). Gene Ontology annotation, biological process: mitotic cell cycle checkpoint signaling; double-strand break repair via homologous recombination; response to ionizing radiation. The record is from RefSeq and is a predicted model, not a curated record. The transcript is spliced from 6 exons. Gene Ontology annotation, molecular function: DNA binding. Gene Ontology annotation, cellular component: SOSS complex. Lineage: Eukaryota; Metazoa; Chordata; Actinopteri; Osteoglossiformes; Mormyridae. The coding region runs from base 45 to 701 and encodes 218 amino acids.